Messenger RNA from Saccoglossus kowalevskii, 619 nucleotides. Its product is annotated as solute carrier family 22 member 6-B-like. NCBI's taxonomy places the organism in Eukaryota, Metazoa, Hemichordata, Enteropneusta, Harrimaniidae. The record is from RefSeq and is a predicted model, not a curated record.
AUGAGUUUUGAAGACAUUUUAAUCAUCCUUGGGGAUUUCGGUCGUUACCAGAAGUACCAGGUUUUACUCAUAUCCCUAGCCAUCUCAGCAAGUGCUUGGUAUGAUAUGGGUAACACCUUUCUCAGUGGGUCGUCCGAUCACUACUGCCGAGUUCACAAAAACCAAACGUAUCGCAUAAACUCCCCAUUGAAGAACUAUACGAUUCCGUACAAGAUCGAUAAGGGUGUAAUUGAAUGGUCGCAGUGUGUUCGCUAUAACAGGAUAUUACCUGAAUGCCACGAAAGAGGCACGGAUGUCGUACGUUGUGACAAAGGAUGGGUAUAUGACACCAGAGCGUAUGAGAGUACAGUCGUACAUGAUUUUGAUCUGGUGUGUGACAACGACUGGAUGAAACAGUUAUCUAAAUCACUCUCACAAGUUGGUGCACUAUUUGGGUCAUACAUAUUGGGCCAACUAGCAGAUAGAUUUGGUCGGAAACCUAUAUUUGUAUCAAGCGUGUCCUUUGCUGUUAUAGUGACAGUUAUUACAUCGUUUGCUCCUGUUUUUUCAAUAUUUGCAAUCGGACAGUUUCUUUGUGGGUUUCUAGUAAUUGGUAUUUAUAACAUUGGAUUUGUUCUAG